Messenger RNA from Xiphophorus maculatus (southern platyfish), 1231 nucleotides. RefSeq lists its product as uncharacterized. Gene Ontology annotation, biological process: cell surface receptor signaling pathway; cellular response to lipopolysaccharide; negative regulation of T cell proliferation. The coding region runs from base 17 to 643 and encodes 208 amino acids. The record is from RefSeq and is a predicted model, not a curated record. The transcript is spliced from 3 exons. Lineage: Eukaryota; Metazoa; Chordata; Actinopteri; Cyprinodontiformes; Poeciliidae. Gene Ontology annotation, cellular component: external side of plasma membrane.
ACCUGCUCCUGUUACCAUGGAGACCAGCUGCUGGUUUCUGGCUGCUUCCCUCAUUUACCUGGCAACAGGCCAACAGGAAGUGAGCAUCUCCCAACAGGAAGUGAGCGUGCUACAGGACGUCAUGUUGGUGUGCCGUGGCGGCGUGGCUAACAUCUCCGUGGUGAAGUGGAGCCGGCCAGACCUGAUCGCCGGCGGCUACGUUUACUUCUACAGGAACAAGCGUAGCUUUGAGCGCUACCAGCACAGCCUCUUCCACGGCAGAGUCAUGCUGCGGGACGCCGCCAUGAUGGGCGGAGACGCCUCGCUCAUCCUGAGGAACGCCAGCUUCCUAGACGCCGGGACCUACGAGUGUCACCUGCAGGGGGCGGGGCCAGGCCCCGAGGUCCGCCGCUCCAUCAACCUGACCGUCACAGACACUGUGGAGACGCCGGCGGCCAUGAUGGACGGCGGCGCCCGGCCUGCAGCUGCUGAUGGCGACAGUGGGAAGGAAACAGGAAGAAGCAACUCCCUCGUUGCUGCUGCUGCAGUUGCUGCUGCAGUUGCUGCUGCAGUUGUUGCAGUUGCUGCUGCAGUUGCUGUUGCUAUAGUUGUUGUUUCCCUUAAAGUUACAUUAGAGGGAAAAUAUUUGAUCCCAAUAAUUUAAACGGCUCCAUUCGUCUAUUUAUUUAUUUAAUAGAAAUUAAAUAUUAAAUAAAACUUCAAAUUGUGAAACUUUUAUUUCUGUGAAGAAUUUUAAAAUGUUUGAAUGUCUGACAGGAGAGAUUGUUUUAGAAACUUUUCACCCUGAAACUUUUAAUAAUUUUUUAGUCAGAUAUAUAAAAAGUUUCAUGUUGAAUGAACAGAUUAUGAAUUAUCAGUUAUUGAUCGAUAAUUCAGCCUCUGACAGAAACUGUGACUCAGGAUUUAUCUGAAACGCUGAGAGGAUUAAAAUUCCCACAUGAUUCAAACUGAAACUGAUUUUUAUGGUUUUGGAUCAGAAACAAAAGUCAAACUUUCUCAUUAUCUGAUAAAUGUUCAUAUUUUCAGCAGAAGUUGAUUUUGUUGCUGUUAUCAUCCACAGAAACAUGAUAGUAAUAAAAUAUGAAAUGUUUCAUCACGGCACUAAAAACCUUUAAAUCGUGGCUGCAGGUCAAUAUUUGGAAUAACUUUCAUAUUAAUCCAUGUUUUUCUGAAUAUUCAACUCUUCAUACUGAAUGUUUAUUUAUUUUAUUCUUGUUAUUUUUGAAACACA